This is a messenger RNA of Plasmodium cynomolgi strain B, 5019 nucleotides long. RefSeq lists its product as hypothetical. Gene Ontology annotation, molecular function: metal ion binding. The coding region runs from base 1 to 5019 and encodes 1672 amino acids. The record is from RefSeq and is a predicted model, not a curated record. Lineage: Eukaryota; Apicomplexa; Aconoidasida; Haemosporida; Plasmodiidae. The transcript is spliced from 4 exons.
AUGAAGAAAAAAAAAAAAACGAUAUGGAACUACUCAUCUACUGCGCCCCGAACGGACGAUUCUCAACAAAGUAACGGCUCCAUGAUUUACAAAAUUCAGAUGUGCAAAUACGCACUGAUAAAUAAGUGUGACCGAGGGGAAAACUGCACCUUUGCGCAUGACAUCAGCGAACUGAGGAUAAAGCCGGACAUGAGAAAAACGAAGUUAUGUAAAAGUUACAUACUAGGCAGAUGCAUCAAGGGGAACCAGUGCAGAUUUGCGCACUCCAUAAAUGACAUAAAUACGAAGCUGGUGCAGUUUUAUGAGGAGAACAUGCACGAGGAGGGAAUGGAUUUUUCUCACCUGAACAGCUGCCUGGAUUCAGUCAUCCCUGGGGAAUCGUCAACGCUGAACAGGGGAGGAAUCAUGGGAAGGGACCUGCGCAGCGGAGAACUGCUACACCUGACGCGCCAAGAAAAGCAAGGGGAGUGGAAACUAAGCGUGAACUUUAACGACGGCAGUUCCAACUCCUCAUGUGUCUCCAACCAACACGGGAGAGAAAACACAAGGAACGGAAACAGAACAAGCAACACAUCCAAAGGUAUGAACAGAGCAAAUCUGAUAAAAAACUCCUCAUGCACUGCCUUUUUAAAUAAUGACUUUCGCAAUUUGAGCUGUCGCGAGGGAGAAGUAGGAAAAGAAGCAAACGUAGGAAAAGAAGCAAACGUAGGAGAAGAAGCAGGCGUAAGAGAAGAAGCAGACGAAGAUCUGCUAAGUGUCAGAAAUGGAAGGUACACUAAAUUAUGUACAAUAAAUAUGAAAAUGAAGAAAAGUCAAGGGGGAGUCUAUCGAUAUGAUGAACAGUUACUCAUUCAGGAGGAUAAAGCGAAUUAUCCAUUAGAAGGAAAAUAUAAAAAAAUGAAUUACUCGCAAAAUAGAGAGCAGCAUUAUGGAAAUGGUUCCGUUGAAUCGGUGAGACAGAACUUCACGCCCCCCUUCAAUUUUCGCUCCAUCUUAUCCUUUAAUGGGGAAGAAGCCGGGGAGAAUAGGAACAGUAGUGGGAAGGUAGAUGACAGACGUGGUAUCAGUGGUGACGACUCGGUUAAGUACGGGCUGGCAAGAAACGUGCAAUGCAUGGGUGAGGGGUCUACGCUAGGGUUAGGCAACCAAGGUGGGACUGUGCGUGGGAUAAAAUUUCCGCAGGGGGAGGAGUUCACUAGAGUGCGAGAUUCGGGAAAGAAGGCGCUCUGUAGCGAAAGUAGCACAUUCAAGGAAGAAAAAAAAAAAAAAAGCCAGGUCAAGGGUGAUAAGGGGGACGGGUUGGUACAUAGUGCAGACCGCUUCAGCGUUCGGGGAGGUCUCUGCUGGGAGGGGAAAGCUUAUCCCAUGGAAAUGCUAUCCGGGAAUAGCGGUGUGGACAGCAACAGUAAGGGUAACGGAGGCAGGAAGCCACUGCACGGGGUGGACUGUGGCGUCGGGACCUACCCCUCGGAGUUGCAGCAGAGAGGGCCGAAUGACGAUCCGACGAGAACCACCCCCUACGACAGAAGGGUUUCCCAUUUUAUCCUCGAGGAGAACCCAUCCAAUGAGCUGAAGAAGGGAAAUAGAAAAAAUAACGAUGAGGAGAAACCUCACCUGGCUAGCUAUUACGAGUCCCCUUUGGCUAUAAGUAGAGAUGACGCGUUUGAUUUCAUGGGAGGUUCAUCACUCGUCCGGUUGGCACAGACAAGCGAUAAGGUGGCGAAUCGAAAUGCAUGCAGCACGUGUAAGACCUACCUGGCUGUGGACGCACAAAAGAUCAGAGGCCGUUUUGAUGGGGAAAAUGGAGAGUUGGACAGGGAGAGCAAAACUGGGGUUAUUCCAAGGAUGAGUAACCAAAAUAAAACGUUGAGCGUUAGGGAGAGUAGUGGUCCUCCUGAUGGAAGCACCCCUCAGAAGGGAAGGGAAGAAUUGUCGGAGAAGGCCAAACUGGUGAGGGGGAAAAACGAAGAAGGUGAUUACAGGGAUGAAGAGAAAGUGAGGGCGAAAGAGGAGGGCGCAGCUGUGUGUGCUUUUGCGCCGGGAGGGAACAAGAGGCUGCUGCACACGUUGGCACUCAACACAGGCAGAAGGAGCAUCGCAACGGGUGCCCACUCGCACAAGGGAUCGACUGCCUGUCUGCCCCAGUUGGAUAAGGAAAAUGAGAGUGGUAAGAGUGACCACAAUGGAGGUAACAACGAUGGGAACCAAAGUGGUGGAAACCAACAUGGUGGCAACCAUCAUGGUGCCUCGAAGGAAGGGUCGUCGGAGGGACUGACCCGAUACGGCAGUGGCAUGCAGGGUGGAAGCAACAGCCAGUAUGGCAGUAGCAGCACAGUGGAUAUGUGCGCGCAAAACUUUGAUGAAAUUUUUUUGGGAAGAGUGGAGGAGAGCGGAAUUGGAUCGGCCUGUCGGCAAAGCGGGGGGGCAAGACGCGGUUUGAUGGAAAGAGCAUCGUUGGGGGGGCAAGAAGACAAGAAGGGGAACCCCCAUAAGGGGGCACUCCAUGACGGGGCACUCCACAACGGGGCACUCCACAACGGGGCACUCCAUGACGGGGCACACCAUGACGGGGUACACCAUGACGGGGUAUACCAUAACGAGCUGCUAAAGUAUUUUGAGGAGAUGGAGCAGUGGAGCGGAUGUUCGGUGCUGGAGAGGUUGCGGACGGAAGAUGGAGACUUACAGAGGGGCGUCAGUGACGAGCAUGGUGAGGGUCGUAUGGACAGUCCAACUAAAUUGGGAGAGUACGGGGGGGCCAAGAACUAUGCCAACUUUAGGCCGUAUAACUUAUUUUCCCACUUUGAAGAGAACAAUCCCGGUGUGAGGAGGUUGCCGGAUAACUGUGGAUUGAAGAGCGCAUCCCACAGGUGUGUCUCCCAAGAUGAAGUACUCCUAGAGCGAACGGGGAAGGGCAGCAGCGGUAGCGACCGCGCCGGGAGGAAGCACCUCGCGAGUGCCUCGAGUGUUGCGAAUGAGAGGAGGGUAGCCGAACCAGUGCGCGGUGGGCAAAGGAAAGGGGAUGUGCCUGCUUACGCACUUGGCAGCAACGGCAGCAACGGUGGCAACGGCAGUAACGGCAACAACGGCAGUAACGGCAACAACGGCAGCAACGGCAGCAACGGUGGCACGAACAGUAGCCGAUACCGCAUGAAUUUGCGAGGCGAGUCCGUUAGGGAGAAGCGCUGCUGGAGGAGCGGAAGAAACGAAGCUCGAAGUGGCAACCUAACUGAUGACAGAGGUGGACGGUGCGCAAGAAGCGGCAACGGGGGAGAUUCACACGUGGUUGACUUGGAUGCAGUGAGUCAUGCACACCCGUUCUGUAACGGUGAAAGGAAGGUGAGUCGUGGCGGAGAACAGGAGCAGGUGGGCCCCGCGGAGUAUGAUCUUAGCGGUGGUUCCAUCCACGACCACCUAGGGGAGAAGCAAGGGGAGAAGCAAGGGGAGAAGCAAGGGGAGAAGCAAGGGGAGAAGCACACCGUGAGGAGUCUUACCACGCUUGAGCAUGGCAACCAAACGAGAGAAGAAGCAAAAGUACGAAUCGCCACAAAAGGAGAAAAAAAUAACAGCACUCUCCACCGUCAAGUAAGGGGCGACACUCCAUUGGACGCUCCAUUGAUGAAUAACUACCAUGAUGGAAGCUACGAUUAUUUGGUCCAUUCGAAUGAAGACAAGGUAAUAAAAAAUGAGCAGCAUCUACUCUACAGGUGGUUAGGUUUGUCCUCGUUAAAUGAAGGUUGCCCUAUGGGGAUGGACUCCGCUGGAGAAAUACCCCUCCUCCGGUUGGAAGAUGAAGAAUCGUACUUAGUAGAUUUAGAUGCGACGGGAGGCAUUGGGAAUGGCCUAUGGAGUGAGAAAGACAUGAGUUGUUGGUCCAAGAGGAGCAUAUCAAGGAGAAGCAUAUCAAGGAGUAGCAUGUCGAGGAAGAGCAUGCCAAGGAGUAGCAUGUCGAGGAAGAGCAUGCAAAGGAGAAGCAUGGUCAACAAUGGAGUAGAGUCUGAACUAAAGACCAAAGAGGAAGAGUUUUAUAACUCCAGUUUGGGCAGUAACAUCCAAGUUGGGUACGAAGAAAUGGGAAGCAACAACAUAUUUAUGGCUAAUUACAGAUGGGAUGAUAAGGAGGAGAGACUUGUGAGCACCGAUGAGGGGGCUGUCAGGAUAGGCAACACGAAGGCGGAGAUGAUGGGGAGUCAAUCGAGUAACCAUAGGAUGAUGCACAGGAAGAAGACCGAUGCUGAGAAAAAAGGGGACACCCAUUUUGAGAAGGGUGAUUAUUACUAUGGGGACUUAACGGAGAGGAAUAUUUUUUCUAGGCGUCAGCCUUGUGAAGGGGUGGAGCGGAGCUGCGGCAUGGGGGGGGGAGCGAACUUGAUGGACGACCUCUCCAGGGAUGGUCCGAAGUGGGAAGGUCAGAAGUGGGACGGUCGGAAGUGGGACGGUUCGAAGUGGGACUGUCAGAAGUGGGACGGUUCGAAGUGGGACGGUCGGAAGUGGGGCCAAGUCAGCCAUGCGCCGCUCGCCAGGGUUCACAUGGACGAUGGUCCAGCAGGUGGGUGCUCCAACGGGCUAGUAGGAGGCACCCGGAGCAGAGGCGCAAUGAACUUCUUGGGAAGUGACGCGGACAAGGAGAACAGAUCGGAUAGGGGGAGGAGUCACGAGGAACAUGAGAAUAAGGAGAGUCACCCAAGCCAUGCAAGCCACGCGCUGACAGCGGCCUUCCUCAACUAUGAGUACGAGAAAGGGAUCGAAGAUGACGUAGUGCGGAGUUUCUUGCAGGAGGGGAACUACUCCCCCGCGUACGACUGCCUGGACAGCUCUUGCUUUUACAACUUCCACGUGGGGGAUGGUGCGCUGAGCGGAAAGGAGAAAAACUCUCUGUAUGACGAUGUGGACGCCGCUGCACUUGACGAUGUGAACGCCGCUGCACUAGACGAUGUGGACGCCGCUGCACUAGACGAUGGCGCGUUCUGCAUCGACCUGUCAAAGGACCUGGACCUGCACUUCCUAAGCCAAGGUGGCUAG